Molecule: messenger RNA, 1929 nt
Organism: Rhipicephalus sanguineus (brown dog tick)
Lineage: Eukaryota; Metazoa; Arthropoda; Arachnida; Ixodida; Ixodidae
Product: tudor domain-containing protein 1-like
Exons: 6
Source: RefSeq, a predicted model, not a curated record
AUGGUCCUCAAGGUCAGUGCCAACUCUGACACGAUCACCGAUGAACUGCAGAAGUUCUGGGAUUUGGAAAGGAUGGGAAUCACGGAGAAACCCGAGACAAAGCCAAGCGAUGACCGUGUGAUACAGUACAUCAGAGAAACAAUGGAGUUCAAGGCAGGAAGGAAAGGAGUAAGCAUCGGCGUUAAUUCAGUAUUUGCCAUUUCUCGCAGUGUGACUUGUGGGGAUUAUGUGGCCUCCCAGUCUUCAGAAGACAAGCGUUGGUACCGGGCCUACGUGCUCGAGAAGACGGCCAGUGGGCACACAGUACGAUACCUGGACUAUGGAAAUGACGAACCUAACACAAAUGUAAUUCCACUUGCACCUGCACACAAGGCGGUCCCUGCUGCAGCGGUGAGAUUGCUCACCUCAGACCCCACGUCCUUUAGAGUUGGGCAGGUGCUCAGUUUUUCUGUGGAGUCGGCAGAGGACGGCGCAGUUCGAGGAACUGCUACCUCGCAAGAAGAUGGCAAAACGAUGGGCACAUUUUCUCUGGCUCCAUGGCACUCUGGUCUGGACAUUAUGGAACCUGUGGCACCAGCUGCUUCGAAACCUGUUGUGCCAGCUGCUUCAAAACCCAUGUCACCAGUUGCUUCAAAACCAGUGGCGCCAGCAGCUUCGAAAUCCACGUCGCCCAUUGCUUCGAAACCAGUGACACCAGCUGCUUCAAAACCUGUGGCUGCUUCAUCUCCACCUGUUCCACAGCUACAGUCAAUGCUUAGCCUCGUCCAGACUGGCGACAGCCUUCCCAUGCAAGUGACUGUGUCUGCCCGGAACAUGGUGUGGUGCCUCACCAUGACUCCCAGUGUUGCUGGCCCCUUGAUUCAAGUUGAGCAAAGGCUCCAAGACGAGGGCAAUGAGCUUGGUGACAAAGGUGCGACUCACAAGGUCAAUUGUGGCGAUUUUGUUGCUUCCCGAUCAUCGGAAGACAGGCGGUGGUACCGGGCCUGUGUGACUGAGAAGACUGCCAGUGGGCACACAGUGCGAUACUUGGAUUAUGGAAACGAAGAGUCCAACACAGACAUUUUUCCUCUUGAACCAACACACUUGACAGUGCCUGCUGCUGCUGUUCGUGUGAUGACAUCAGACCCCACAUCAUUCAGAGUUGGGCAACUGCUCAGCUUCAUGGUUGAGUCUAUGGAUGGUGGCACAGUUCGAGGAACUGCCACCUCGGAGGAAGAUGGCAGGAAGAUGGGCACAUUUGCUCUGGCUCCCUGGAACCGUGAUCUCAAUGCCGGAGAACCUGUGGUGUCGCCUUCUCCACCGAAACCUGCAGCUGCUGCAGCCGCUCCUCCUAGUGCCUCUCCACCUUCCCAACCAUUGCCAAGCCAGCAGAUGGAUGCCAAGGUUCUGCAUGUGCCACAGCGGAAGCUCCCAACGACCAAGUGCCCCAUGAUACCUGUCUGGAAAACACCAGAGGUUCUGUACCUACACCAGCAGAGCCUGGCGUCAGAGUUGCAGGCCAUGAUGGAGGCACUGAACACCUGGGUUAAGAGUGAGCGGCCCGAGCCAACUGUGACGAAGUACUCCAAGGGGGACUAUGUAUGUGCACUCUUCAGCGAGGAUGCUACUUGGUAUAGAGGCCAGGUGCUGACUGAGAGGUCGCCUGAUGGCAAGUACCUGGUGCUGUUCAUAGACUUUGGCAACAACGAGCAGCUGCCAGUGUCAUCGCUGCGUCCGCUGCCACCACGAUUUGCAGAGGCACCGUUAUUUACCUUCGGUGUGGUGCCACAGAAUGUGCGGCCAGCUGACCCACGACUUGCUUCCCUGCUGGAGCAGGAGCCUUUUGCAGUCGUGCAAGUGGACAAGACACGUUCAGGCGUGCCGAUUGUUCGCCUUGAGCGCAAGGAUGGCACCUGCCUCAAUGACCUCAUUCGUGGCGUUCGUCCCAAG